Paramormyrops kingsleyae is the source of this 3020-nucleotide messenger RNA. It is a transcript of the gene haus6, whose product is annotated as HAUS augmin-like complex, subunit 6. Gene Ontology annotation, molecular function: microtubule binding. Gene Ontology annotation, cellular component: mitotic spindle microtubule; HAUS complex. The record is from RefSeq and is a predicted model, not a curated record. Lineage: Eukaryota; Metazoa; Chordata; Actinopteri; Osteoglossiformes; Mormyridae. Gene Ontology annotation, biological process: spindle assembly.
GCCGGAAUUAGUCGGAGAAUAAAUUCCGGGCCAUGGGCCUCGUAUUGAAUGGUUUUGGCGGUUUCCCGUUCUAGACCAACCCACUUUUCGUUUUAUAAAGCGUCAAGUGCGGAUUCGUGUGUUUUUGUUGUUAAAGUUUUACGUCGGAUAUAUGGAAGGCCAUCGUAUGAUGUUUGGUUUAAAAUACAGGUCAUUCAUGCAUGUUUAGACUAGGUUAUUUUGUUUAGUAACAACGGGAUCGAAGUUGGUCUUGUCUAUAAUUUGAAGUUCUUGAAGAUGGCUAACCUUCAAGAAAACUCCAAGUAUUUGUGGUGGGCUCUUUUGUGUCUUGAGUUCAAACCCGAAGCUGCUGUAGCUUCCGCGGGGAUUAGCAAACCUAAUGUCCGUCACGUCAACUUGGGGAUGAAUAUGUUUGAAAAGCCGAACAAGGACGCCUUCUACAUUGUCACUUACUUUUUAUUUGAAAAACUUAAUCCAGGCCGUGCUCACGAGUUAUUCCGGUAUUGUUGGCCGGUCUUGGACCGUAAGGCAGAUGCUGAAUUUCGGAAGGUGACCUUCGCUUGGCUCCGCGAUAUAGCGGCGGAGUACGGGAAUGCUUUCCCUAAAGUCGUGGCGUCCUUGUUCCUUUCCCCAGGAGGACCAAAGUUCAUCAGUCUGAUGUUUCACUUGGCCAAGCACGUCAUGCUGCAGGAAAUGAAGUCCUUUUCUACAGACGGGUGGGUCCCUGAAUCGGUGGCGACUGAAGCUCAGUCUCUGGAAAUGGCGGUGAAGAGGUUUCAGCUGGUGAAGAGAAGGUUUCUCCAGGCGGCUGUGGAGCAGGACUGUGUCAUUCAGAGCUACCAGCGCAAAGCACGGACUCUUGUGAAAUCCCUAAGAGAUCUGAGAGCCGAAGAAGCGAAAUAUGACUACUUACUGAAGAUGUAUGAACAGGAAGACGAACAGCCGAAAAAUAUUCUAAGUGAGAAGAUUAUAAAGGUUAGGUCUUUGUGGACAAGUGUUAACAAGAUCCUAUCCAGCCUGGAGAAGGAGAGGGCAGUUGUGGACAGUGUGGUCAAAGGAGAUGUUGAUCAGUAUGUUCUGGAUGGGACCGAUCGUGUCCUUAAAAUCCCAAGAUGUCUGCUGGAGCAGAUUGAGAAUUCAUGUCAGAUGUCAAGUGCAGGGAAUGUGUACGAAGCAGGCCAGCUCAACGUUCUCCGUUUGCUGGAGCUGCUACGGGAGGCCCUGGUGCUCUUGGAGCAGGAAUGUGCACAGCUGGGAGAUGCUGCCCCAGAGUUCGACCUACAGCACUUGGAGGAGCAGGCCUCGCUCCUAGGCCGAGCCUUGGACGCCCUGCGCCUCACGGGGCGGAAAGUAACUAAGGAGGAGAUCCCAGAAGCAAAGGGAUUCAUUCAGAAUAUGCAGGAGUCGUGGGAUAGAAAGUGGGCUGAGAGCCUUGGUCGGACACCCCUGGAGUUGUUUCUCACUGAGGACCCUGCUUUGAAGUUCCUAUCGCCAAUGGCCCCUCUGUCCUUUGAGCCAGUGAUUGAAGCCGGCUUGACAUCCUGCAUCUUCUCGCAGUACCCAGCAAUGCUUCCUGAUGAAUUGCCUACGCAAAAGCCAGCCAGUCAUGGUCCUACUUCUGCAGGGAACGUGGGCACGAAGGAUCUCGCUCCUGAAAGCUCUUCUGCCACCGCGCCAGCAAACAAGUCAGUGGCUCGUACAGAAUCUUCGAGACCGUCAACCCCCUGCAAGCCAACUUCUAGGUGUUCCACGCCUUGCUGUAAUCCUUCGCCAGCUUCUACGCAGACUAGUGUGCCGAAGCAUGGCAGUGUGAGGAUACCAAGGCCCCGGGUCACUGGUGCUAAGAAAAAGGCCAUGAUUCUGGAUCAGGAAUGUGACAACCUUGCUGACCAGUUUGCAGCAGCUGUCACUGGUAGCUCUGUGGAUAAUGGCAUCAGGAGCCUGGAUCUGGAGGACCUGCUCGGCACCCUUUCGGAUCCCUUCUCCACACGGAAGCAGCUGCCUCGCACCCCAGAGAGCCUCAUCUCUGAAGUGAAGAGCUCCUGGAAAAGGGCAUUGGAGGAGAGCGAAGCGGAGAAGGCCCGUCUCUCUGGGAGGUUUGCGGACUGCACAGGAAGGAGCUCCCCUCCCAGCCAUGAAGCUCCGCAGGCUGCUUGUCCGAGCCUAACUGAAUCCCUUCUUGGUGCAGCGGUGGUGCAGACACCGGAAGCUCCCGUUCAUCGGGCCACAGAGUCCUUGAAUUCCACUUUGCCCUUGGACACUGACUCCGCGGUGACUGCCUACUCCCAGGCUGACGACAGCGAUGUCGUCGUCCAGUUUGGGAUUGUCGGAGAGACCAUGCCUGACCUGCUGGGUGACGAGAGCCUCUGCUCUAGCAAUGGAUCCCUGGAGGACGACUGUGAAGAACUAGCUUUCCCUCAGCUGUUUCCGAACCUCGUUGAUUUUGAGGGGGAUCUGCGGCCUGCUUGCGACAGGCUCAGCAAGAUCCGAGAAGCCUACAGCAACAUGUCUUACCAGGACGACGGGCAGACUCUAGAGCUACACGAGGAGAGUCCAGAGGAGGCAGACUGGAAAGCUGGAGAUAAGGUCUUCUCCCUAGAUUUUGAUGCACUGGAGAGUCCGUCUCCCAGCAAAGGUCGGUGUAGCCUUCCCAAGCUGGUCACAUUCUCUCCUUUGGAUGAUUUUUAGCUCCUUGCUAAGUUUGGCAAUUUACUCACCGCCUCCACUUGUACAUUGACACUUAAUAUCCAUUUUCCUUAAUUUUUUCCAAAGAUUAACCAGUGUGAAAGCAACAGCUUGAAACAUUCUGUUGUACACCCUACAAAGUAGCGUUAAUCAUUUUGACACCUUUUUCGAUGUUUUUGAAAACACAAAAUGUGUAGUUUACCAAUAGAAAACCCAGUCAGUGUUUGAACCAUUUGCCUGCAAACUGACUGAAAUCCUCUGCUAAAGAAAAUGAAAUUAAAUGCUGUAAAUUAUAAUAAAGAUGUAAAUAAAAGUUGACUUGUCCAGUAAAGGUA